ACCACCCAUCCUGUCCUUUCCUGCUGUGAGCACGCUAAUCUCUCCAACUGUCCCUCGCCAACCCCUAGACCAGGGGUUUACAUAGGGACCUAUAGGGACAGGGGUACCAUGACCGUGCACAUGGCAGACACUCCUCAUGAAUAAUUAACAUGAUUGAAAUUGACCCAACUAGGAUUGAAUUAACACAUGAUGGUGUUCCUUGUGUCACUCCCUGUUCUUGCCUCAUAAAGAUGGAUCCAGGUCCAAAGGGCCACUGCCAUGGCGGCCAUCCUCCAGGCCCUGGUGGGCCCCACCCUGGCCAUGGCCCAGGACACCCUCCUGGGGCAUGCCCCAACCCAGGACCUGGUGGACACCCCCACGGUCAUGACCCACAUCACCCUCCUAAGGGAGGCCAUCCCCCAGGACCUGGUGGGCAUCCCCUGGCCCAGGACAUCCCCCUGGUCCACAUCACUGAGGAAACAGACGAAAAUAGGACACAAGAUGAGGAGCCUUCAUGGAUUGCCCUGCUGACCUGGAACCAGGCUGGAACCAGAAUCUUCUCUUCCUAAUAA
Molecule: messenger RNA, 551 nt
Organism: Castor canadensis (American beaver)
Lineage: Eukaryota; Metazoa; Chordata; Mammalia; Rodentia; Castoridae
Source: RefSeq, a predicted model, not a curated record